AUGGCGGCUUCGUCCUCGUCGUCUGGCCCGGGUGGGUCCCCGGCCCACGCGCCUCCGGGCGGCGGCGGCGGCGGGGGCGGGGGGGCGUAUCACCACCGGUCGCGGUUCGGCGACACGACGCUGACAAAGGUGUUCGUGGGCGGGUUGGCGUGGGAGACGCCGUCCGAGGGGCUGCGCCAGCACUUCGAAGUUUACGGCGAGAUACUAGAGGCCGUUGUCAUCACCGAUCGCGAGACGGGCCGCUCGAAGGGCUACGGUUUCGUGAUUUUCCGGGACCCGGAUGCGGCGGCGCGGGCGGUGCAGAACCCGAACCCGGUGAUCGCCGACCGGCGCGCCAACUGCAACAUUGCGGCGUUAGGCCCGCCGCGGGCCGCGCAGCAGCCGAGAGGAGGUAGAGGAGGAGGAGGUGCCGGCCGCGGGCCGCACGUGCCAGAUCAGCCGCCGCAGGGGUCGCUCUACAGGAUGCCGUCGCAGAUGACCCCGCCUCAGGCCGCCACGGUGUUCUACAAUUCCCAGUACGGGUGA
Molecule: messenger RNA, 525 nt
Organism: Miscanthus lutarioriparius
Lineage: Eukaryota; Viridiplantae; Streptophyta; Magnoliopsida; Poales; Poaceae
Source: the annotation of a GenBank genome assembly